Molecule: messenger RNA, 2975 nt
Organism: Oncorhynchus masou masou (cherry salmon)
Lineage: Eukaryota; Metazoa; Chordata; Actinopteri; Salmoniformes; Salmonidae
Product: double-strand-break repair protein rad21 homolog A-like
Exons: 14
Coding region: 186-2075 (629 amino acids)
Biological process (GO): sister chromatid cohesion; replication-born double-strand break repair via sister chromatid exchange
Cellular component (GO): meiotic cohesin complex
Molecular function (GO): protein binding; chromatin binding
Source: RefSeq, a predicted model, not a curated record
CUGAUUUUAAAAGGACACUGAGCGGGAGGAAGUCUACUGGCGCCAUCUUGACUCUUUUCAUGAGUACAACAGGAAGAGACAAUCGCUGGGAGUAAUUGCAUAAUCAUUGAUAUUUAUUUUGAAAGGGGGGGUACAAUCGGUGCUCUUACCCCCGGUUCUUCAAGAGCUAGCAACCAACCGGGGCAAUGUUCUACGCCCACUUUGUCCUGUCCAAACGUGGGCCUCUGGCCAAGAUCUGGCUAGCGGCCCACUGGGACAAGAAGCUGACCAAGGCUCAUGUGUUUGAAUGUAACCUAGAGAGCAGUGUGGAGAGCAUUAUCUGCCCCAAGGUGAAGAUGGCGCUGAGGACCUCAGGUCACCUCCUGCUCGGUGUGGUGAGGAUCUACAACAGGAAGGCCAAGUACCUCCUGGCUGACUGUAAUGAAGCCUUCAUUAAGAUCAAGAUGGCUUUCAGACCAGGUGUGGUGGACCUGCCGGAGGAGAACAGAGAGGCUGCCUACAACGCCAUCACUCUGCCUGAGGAUUUCCACGACUUUGACCAACCCUUACCUGACCUUGACGACAUAGACGUCGCCCAGCAGUUCACCCUGAACCAGAGCAGAGUGGAGGAGAUCACCAUGAGGGAGGAGGUGGGGAACCUCAGCCUCAUGCAGGACAAUGACUUUGCCGACUUUGGCAUGGAUGACCGUGAGAUGCUGAGGGUCGAGGGAGGCUUUGAAGAGGACAUCAUCCAUGGAGCGACCGCCUCUAAUCUGCUGCUGGAGGCAGAGCCUGGGCCUGCUCACCUGCCGGACAAGCCCAACCACCUGGAGUACGACGACUUUGGAGACACCAUGGAGAACAACGAAGGAGGAAUGCUGGUGGAUAAACUACUGUCCCAGGAGGAUGGGGGCGGUAUAUUUGACGACCCUCCAGCCAUCACAGAGAGCGUGAUUCCCCCAGACCAUGGAGACGAUGAGGACGACUUCGACAACCUACAGUCACCGGGUCCAGACAGUCCCGACUCCGGGCCAGUCGAGCCCCUGCCGGCCAUGCAGGACCAGACGGAACAGACCACUCUGGUCCACAAUGAGGAGGAGGCUUUCGCCUUGGAGCCCAUCGACAUCACUGUGAAAGAGACCAAGGCGAAGAGAAAGAGGAAGCUGAUUGUCGACAACCUGAAAGAGCUGGACAGUAAGUCGAUCCGCGCCCAGCUCAGCGACUACUCGGACAUCGUGACCACGUUGGACCUGGCCCCUCCCACCAAGAAGCUGAUGAUGUGGAAGGAGACAGGAGGGGUGGAGAAACUCUUCUCUCUCCCAGCACAGCCGCUCUGGAACAGCAAACUGUUGAAGAUGUUCACGCGCUGCCUGACUCCCCUGGUGCCCGACGAGAUGAGGAAGAGGAGGAAGGGAGGAGAGGCUGACAGUCUGGAUGAGUUCCUGAAGGACCUGGAGAACCCCGAGGUGCCCAGAGAGGAGGCUUUGUCUGGCAGGGACGUUAUUGACCAGACCAUCAUGGAGGAACCCAGUAUGCUGCAGGCCUCAGCCAUGGAGGGGAGUAGGACCACCCUGGAUGAGUCUGUCAUGCCACCACCGUCCACCCCACACGGACUCAAACACAAGGAGGCUGGCCUGCCUAUGGGAGCCCAGGAGCCUCAGACUGAUCUCUCAGUCCUAUCCAUGGCCCAGGUAGACCUGCCCCAGGUAGACCUGCCCCAGGUAGACCUGCCCCCAGAGGAGAGCCUCAACCUCACACAGCUGGUCCCUGAGCUGGACCUGCUGGACAAGGAGAAGAAGGACAAGGAUGACAGCGAUGAGGAGGAGGAGGAGGGUGAUCCAACUCAGGACCAGGAGGAGAAGAGGUGGAACAAGAGGACCCAGCAGAUGCUGCAUGGCCUUCAGCGAGUCAUGGCCAAGACGGGAGCCGAGCAGGUCAGCUUGUUGGCGCUGUGCCGAGACAACAACAAGAAGCAGGCGGCCGCCAAGUUCUACAGCUUCCUGGUUCUGAAGAAACAGCAGGCCAUCGAGCUCAACCAGACCGAGCCUUACAGUGACAUCAUCGCUACAGCCGGACCAAGAUUCCACCUGGUUUAGACACUGGCUGAGGGCCAAAUGGCACUAGUUCCUAUACAGCGCCCUACUUUUGACCAGAGCCUCCUAGGGUUCUGGGCCAAAGUAGUGCACUAUAUAGGGAAUAUGGUGCCAUUUGGAAAUGUCUUUUUUUCACUAUUUUUAUGUAUGUUUUAGAGUUUUUUUUUUUCCAUUUGUUUGUUGGGGGGGGUGGGGGGGUCCUAAAUGCUAACUUUGAAAAGGAUUGUACUGUAUCUACCACCAACUGAAUCAUGCAGUAUUGUUUUUUUUAAGUGAGAAAUGCAUUUAUCCAGUAUAUUUAUAUUUCCUAUCAAUUUUUUAUUUUAUUUUUCUCUCAUUUUGUAAAGCUUUCCGACCACACUAGUUGUUUUGUUUUGGGGGGGGGGUGCGGCGCAUGUAACAAUGCAUGUCCCACUGCUCUGUAAUGGUCAAAUUCAUCAAAAGAUGCAUCAAAUUUUAGUCUCCAAUCAAGAAUUCCCCACCCAAAAAAUUGUGCAAGAACAUUUUGUCUUUCAUGUUACAUACAUGCUGUUUACAGGUACUGUUAUAUCAUGAGAGAAAUGGAAUAAGUGCUCUUCACCUCGAGUUCUUCCUCAUUGCACUUGACAUAAAAUCCUGGUUUUCAUUUUUGUUUUGUUUUUACAGGUUGUUAUUUCUGUUGAUAAAUUGGCUAUAUUACGACUAGCAUUGAAUUGUAUUGUUUAGGUGUAUAAUAAUGCCCAUUUAUUCACGUUGCGUUUUGUACCUCCACAGCUAUUUUAGUUUGUUGUUGCAUAAAGUAACUAGACGCUUGUACAUGUUUCAAUGAAAAGUUGAUGAUCCCAUGGUUUUAAGUCUUAUGGUUAACUAGCUGUUGUGAUACUUCUGUAAAAAAUGUGAAAUAAAAGUGUUUUAAUAACUUGG